UAUCUGUAUAUAUAUAGAAGAUAGAUAAAUUUCUUUUUGCUCGUAUACAGAGCGACUGAGGGUUGAGAUAUUACAAUUCAAUUUGGUUUGCCAAUGGAAGCAACCAUAAUAUAACCGGCAAAAACCAAUCUAUAUUUUUACGCUUGCGUUGUUUUUAACCUCAUAUAAUACAUAGGAAAAAAUAAUUAUUUGUGCAACAUGGGAGCCUAUUUGUCGCAGCCUAAGACGGAUAAAGCGUCUACAGAUGAAUUUAAUGAGCUGCUUGCUGUUGGAGCUAGCUCAAUGCAGGGAUGGCGGAACAGUCAAGAGGAUGCUCACAAUUCUAUUUUAAAUUUUGACAAUAAUACAUCGUUUUUUGCUGUGUAUGAUGGACACGGCGGAGCUGAGGUAGCCCAAUAUUGUGCCGAUAAGUUACCUGAGUUUCUCAAAAACCUUGAAGCUUAUAAAAAUGGACAACAUGAAGUGGCACUUAAAAAUGCAUUUUUGGAAUUUGAUAAAACUCUGCUUGAUCCAACCAUAGUCGGUAUACUAAAAAUAUUGGCCGGCGAACAUAACUUCGUAGAUGCUGAUCCGGAAGAUUACGAAGAUGAUGAAGAUUUAGCCGAGUUGCAAGAGGAGAGCAACUUGCCACUAAACGAAGUUUUGGAAAAAUACAAAGGCCUUCCGCAGACUCACGAUUUGUUCAUUAUGAAAUCGGGAAACGAAGCGAAUUUGAAAAUGCUUUCACCUUAUUUGCGUGGCCGUCGAGCUGCAGCUUUAGCUGCCGAAGCUGCAAAUAAAGCUGUAAUGGACCCCACAGCUAAGCCAGAAGGCUCUUCCACUUCAGCAGCGGCUGCAGCUGUUGUGACCGCCUUAGGUGUAGUUGACCAUCUUGGCCCUAGCUAUGAAAAGAGGGCAAUACAUGAUCCCAAAUAUGAAACAAUUGUGAGCAGUAUCAACAAUUCAUGCGUCAAUAAUGUUCCAUUUAAAAUUGAGUCUUGCAGUGAUCAAAUCGAGGAAAGUAAUGAGAUUUCUAAGACCGAGGUGGUCACUUCCUUGAAGCCCAAGAGUGAGAAAGACAACACCGCCGAAUCACAAAAAUUAGUCAUAUCUGAGCGUAACGACAUCAGCAAAAUAAAUCGGAAUGGGCAAUCCUCUAAAAACGAAAUAACAAUUUCAUCUACCACCAAAGGAUCUGAAAAAGUUUUUAAAAAAUGUAAUUCUCAAGAAGAUGAGUCUACAGACGAUGAUGCCGACUAUGAAGAAAAUUAUCUGGGUGAGAGUCCCGAUAUUUCAUCCGCAGAAAGCUCAGAUGAAGACAUUGAAGACUGUGUUGAAAAUGACGAUGAAGACGAUGGGAAUGAGGCUAGUGACGAAGAAGAGACGGAUGAAGAUCAGAUGGCUAAUGAUAAUUUUUGCGCAAAUAUGAUAGAAGAGCCUGGCAAAGAUAGUGGCUGUACAGCUGUUGUAUGCUUGUUGCAUGGUCGAGAUCUGUACGUGGCAAAUGCAGGAGACUCUCGUUGUGUUAUAUCCCGCAAUGGUAAAGCUAUUGAAAUGAGUCUUGAUCACAAGCCUGAAGAUGAAGAAGAAGCCUCGCGUAUUAUUAGGGCCGGUGGUCGCGUCACUCUUGAUGGCCGUGUAAAUGGCGGUUUAAAUUUGUCUCGAGCCCUGGGAGAUCACGCAUACAAAACAAAUCUUGAACUGCCAGCUGAGGAACAAAUGAUAUCUGCUUUACCUGACAUAAAGAAGUUAAUAAUCACGCCUGAGGAUGAGUUUAUGGUAUUGGCCUGUGAUGGUAUAUGGAACUAUAUGUCCAGUAAGGAAGUCGUUGAUUUUGUACGGUUCAGAUUAAAAGAUGAAAGCAAGAAAUUGUCAAGCAUUUGUGAAGAGCUUUUUGAUAACUGUUUGGCACCCAAUACAAUGGGUGAUGGAACUGGAUGCGACAACAUGACUGCUGUGAUUGUUAAGUUCAAGAAAAAGUUACAAGAACUAGAAGCAACCAUUCAUCCAACCGAAUUUGAAAAAGUUCCAGACGUUCAUACUGAUCAGAGUGCGAUUAAGCGGCCCGCUUCGCCAGAUACCACUGCUACAGAUCCAAGUCUAGAAAAGUUUAAACGACUAAAAACUGAUAUGGAAUCAACAGCCAAUAUAAGUAACACAGUAACGAAUGAAUGCCCUAGCAUGAAUACGAGUAACGAGUCGCUAUAGAUGUCUUCUGCGCAAUUUUAGACAUUCGUGCAUUUUAACCGUAAAAAUAGUAUCUCAUAGAGUCAAAUUUGAAAACUGGAAAUAUAUUUCAAAAAACUAUUGAUUGAAA
Drosophila takahashii is the source of this 2296-nucleotide messenger RNA. RefSeq names its product probable protein phosphatase CG10417. NCBI's taxonomy places the organism in Eukaryota, Metazoa, Arthropoda, Insecta, Diptera, Drosophilidae. The record is from RefSeq and is a predicted model, not a curated record. Gene Ontology annotation, molecular function: protein serine/threonine phosphatase activity; cation binding. Gene Ontology annotation, biological process: protein dephosphorylation.